This is a messenger RNA of Pseudopodoces humilis (Tibetan ground-tit), 5413 nucleotides long. RefSeq names its product lysine demethylase 5A (gene KDM5A). The record is from RefSeq and is a predicted model, not a curated record. Gene Ontology annotation, molecular function: histone H3K4me/H3K4me2/H3K4me3 demethylase activity; DNA binding. NCBI's taxonomy places the organism in Eukaryota, Metazoa, Chordata, Aves, Passeriformes, Paridae. Gene Ontology annotation, biological process: regulation of DNA-templated transcription; chromatin remodeling. Gene Ontology annotation, cellular component: chromatin; nucleus.
CCCCCUGCGGCUAUGGCGGGGGGCGGUGGGUCGCGCUACGCGGCCGAGUUCGUGCCGCCGCCCGAGUGCCCCGUGUUCGAGCCGAGCUGGGAGGAGUUCAGCGACCCGCUCGGCUUCAUCGGCCGCAUCCGCGGCCUGGCCGAGAAAACCGGCAUCUGCAAGAUCCGGCCCCCCAAGGACUGGCAGCCUCCAUUUGCAUGUGAAGUACAAAGUUUUCGAUUCACUCCACGAAUUCAGCGCCUGAAUGAGCUGGAGGCAAUGACAAGAGUGAAACUGGACUUCUUGGAUCAGUUAGCAAAAUUUUGGGAACUCCAAGGAUCAAAUUUAAAAAUCCCUGUGGUUGAGAGAAAAAUACUGGAUCUCUAUGGUCUGAGCAAGAUUGUUGCCAACAAAGGAGGCUUUGAAGUAGUGACCAAAGAGAAGAAAUGGUCUAAAGUGGCGAGUCGGCUUGGCUACCUGCCAGGAAAAGGCACGGGGUCGUUGCUCAAGUCUCACUAUGAACGGAUCCUGUAUCCCUACGAGCUCUUCCAGUCCGGGGUCAGCCUCAUGGGCAUCCAAAAGCCUAACUUGGAUCUAAAGGAAAAAGUGGAGGCUGAGGACCUCAGCUCAGAUGGCCAGGCUUCCCCAAAGCAGGCUUCGAGGAUGAACGUUAUGCUGAAGAGAACCAGGCGUGUCAAAUCCCAGGCAGAGGCAGGAGAAAUGAGUAGAAACACUGAACUAAAGAAGCUGCAGAUCUUUGGAGCUGGACCCAAGAUGAUGGGACUGUCUUUGGGAGCAAAGGAUAAAGAGGAUGAGGUGACGCGAAGGCGCAAGGGACCCAGAUCAGAAGCAUUUGGAAUGCAGAUGAGGCAGCGCAAGGGAACUCUUUCUGUCAACUUCGUGGAUCUCUAUGUUUGCUUAUUUUGUGGUAGAGGAAAUAACGAGGAUAAACUGCUGCUGUGUGAUGGGUGUGAUGACAGCUAUCACACUUUCUGCUUGAUUCCUCCUCUUCCUGAUGUACCCAAGGGUGACUGGAGGUGUCCAAAGUGCGUUGCUGAGGAAUGCAACAAACCCCGAGAGGCCUUUGGAUUUGAACAAGCCGUCAGGGAAUAUACUCUCCAGAGCUUUGGUGAAAUGGCCGAUAACUUCAAGUCUGAUUAUUUCAACAUGCCGGUCCAUAUGGUUCCCACUGAGCUAGUAGAAAAAGAGUUCUGGCGAUUAGUGAGCAGCAUAGAAGAAGAUGUUAUUGUGGAAUAUGGGGCCGAUAUCUCAUCCAAGGACUUUGGGAGUGGCUUCCCAGUGAAGGAUGGCCGACGAAAGCUGAUGCCAGAGGAGGAGGAUUAUGCUCUCUCUGGUUGGAACUUGAACAACAUGCCCAUUCUCGAGCAGUCAGUGCUUGCUCACAUCAAUGCAGACAUCUCUGGCAUGAAGGUGCCCUGGCUGUACGUAGGGAUGUGCUUCUCCUCCUUUUGCUGGCAUAUUGAAGACCACUGGAGCUAUUCCAUCAACUACCUGCAUUGGGGAGAGCCAAAGACGUGGUAUGGUGUGCCCUCUCACGCAGCAGAGCAGCUGGAGGAUGUGAUGAAGGAAUUGGCUCCUGAGCUGUUUGAGUCCCAGCCUGAUCUCCUGCAUCAGCUGGUCACUAUUAUGAACCCCAAUGUGCUGAUGGAACAUGGUGUACCAGUUUUCAGGACCAAUCAGUGUGCUGGCGAGUUUGUUGUGACCUUUCCUCGUGCCUAUCACUCUGGAUUUAACCAGGGAUACAACUUUGCUGAAGCUGUGAACUUCUGCACUGCUGACUGGCUCCCCAUUGGACGUCAGUGUGUGAGUCACUACCGAAGGCUGGGACGUCACUGUGUGUUCUCCCACGAGGAGCUGAUCUUCAAGAUGGCUGCAGAUCCAGAGUGCUUGGAUGUGGGGCUGGCUGCCAUGGUCUGCAAGGAGAUGACUCUGCUGAUAGAGGAGGAGACACGGCUGAGGGAGUCUGUUGUACAGAUGGGAGUGUUGAUGUCUGAGGAAGAGGUGUUUGAGCUGGUUCCAGAUGAUGAACGUCAGUGCACAGCUUGCAGAACCACGUGCUUCUUGUCAGCCCUUACGUGUUCCUGUAACCCCGAGCGCCUGGUGUGCUUAUACCAUCCCUCUGAUCUGUGUCCCUGUCCCAUGCAGAAGAAGUGUCUAAGGUACCGCUAUCCACUAGAAGACCUUCCUUCUUUGUUGUAUGGAGUGAAAGUUAGAGCGCAGUCUUACGACACUUGGGUCAGUAGAGUUACAGAGGCUCUGUCUGCCAAUCUCAACCACAAGAAAGAUGUGAUUGAGCUGAGAGUAAUGUUGGAGGAUGCUGAAGACAGGAAAUACCCAGAGAACGAUCUUUUCCGCAGGCUCCGAGAUGCUGUGAAAGAAGCAGAGACCUGUGCUUCAGUAGCACAGCUGCUUCUGAGCAAAAAGCAAAAACACAGAGUGAGCCCAGACAGUGGGAGGACACGGACCAAGCUGACUAUGGAGGAGCUUAAAGCAUUUGUGCAGCAGCUGUUCAGCUUGCCAUGUGUUAUCAGCCAGGCCCGACAAGUGAAGAAUCUGCUCGAUGAUGUGGAAGAAUUUCAUGAGCGUGCUCAAGAAGCUAUGAUUGAUGAGAUCCCAGACUCUUCCAAGCUGCAGGAGUUGAUAGACAUGGGCUCUGGCCUUUAUGUUGAACUUCCAGAACUGCCAAGGUUGAAGCAAGAACUGCAGCAGGCACGGUGGCUGGAUGAGGUGAGGUCCACCCUCCUGGAUCCCCAGAGAGUCACCCUGGAUGUGAUGAAGAAGCUGAUUGACUCUGGUGUGGGCUUGGCACCACACCACGCUGUAGAAAAAGCCAUGGCUGAGCUGCAGGAGCUGCUCACAGUCUCAGAGAGGUGGGAGGAGAAGGCCAAGGUCUGCCUGCAGGCCAGACCACGCCAAAGUAUGAUGGCUCUGGAGGGCAUCGUGAAUGAAGCAAAGAACAUCCCUGCUUACCUGCCCAAUGUGCUGGCACUGAAAGAAGCCCUGCAGCGGGCUAGAGACUGGACAGCCAAAGUGGAGGCCAUUCAGAAUGGGAGCAACUAUGCAUACCUGGAGCAGCUGGAGAGCUUGUCUGCCAAAGGCCGGCCCAUCCCGGUGCGCCUGGACGCCCUGCCCCAGCUGGAGUCGCAGGUGGCCGCAGCUCGGGCCUGGAGGGAGCGCACAGGGAGGACCUUCCUCAAGAAGAAUUCCAGCUACAGCCUGCUGCAGGUUCUGAGCCCACGGACUGACAUUGGUGUUUACGGGAGCAGUAAGAACAGGCGGAAGAGGGCAAAGGAGUUGAUGGAGAAGGAAAAGGAGAAAGAUCUUGACUUGGAAUCCCUGAGUGAACUGGAGGAUGGGCUGGAGGAGGCCAGGGAUGCUGCAGCUGUGGUGGCUGUAUUCAAGGAGCGGGAGCAGAAGGAAAUUGAAGCCAUGCAUGCUCUCAGGGCAGCCAACCUGGCCAAGAUGACCAUGGUGGACAGAAUCGAAGAGGUCAAGUUCUGUAUCUGCCGCAAGACGGCCAGCGGGUUCAUGCUGCAGUGCGAGCUGUGCAAGGACUGGUUUCACAGCGGCUGCGUGCCCCUGCCCAAAACCAGCUCCCAGAAGAAGGGCUCCAGCUGGCAGGCCAAGGAGGUGAAGUUCCUGUGUCCCCUGUGCCAGCGCUCGCGCCGGCCGCGGCUGGAGACCAUCCUGUCCCUGCUGGUGUCCCUGCAGAAGCUGCCCGUGCGCCUGCCCGAGGGGGAGGCCCUGCAGUGCCUGACAGAGCGAGCCAUGAGCUGGCAGGACCGGGCUCGGCAGGCCCUGGCCACCGACGAGCUGUCCUCCGCCUUGGCCAAGCUGUCGGUGCUCAGCCAGCGCAUGGUGGAGCAGGCAGCUCGCGAGAAAACAGAGAAAAUCAUCAGCGCGGAGCUGCAGAAGGCAGCAGCUAACCCCGACCUGCAGGGACACUUAACAAGUUUUCAGCAGUCAGCCUUUAACAGAGUGAUAGGGAGUGUGUCCUCAUCCCCACGGCAGACUUUGGAUUAUGAUGAUGAAGAGACAGACUCCGAUGAAGACAUCAGGGAGACAUAUGGCUAUGACAUAAAGGACAAUGCCAGUGUGAAGUCUUCCAGCAGCCUGGAGCCCAAUUUAUUUUGUGAUGAGGAAAUCCCCAUUAAAUCAGAGGAGGUGGUGACACACAUGUGGACUGCUCCCUCAUUCUGUGCUGAGCACGCCUAUUCCUCUGCUUCUAAAAGCUGCUCUCAAGCUUCUAGCACUCCAAGGAAGCAGCCUCGGAAGAGCCCGCUGGUGCCUCGCAGUUUGGAGCCCCCUGUGUUGGAGCUGUCACCUGGAGCAAAAGCUCAGCUGGAAGAUCUGAUGAUGGUUGGAGAUCUCCUGGAGGUAUCCCUGGAUGAAACUCAGCACAUCUGGAGGAUUUUGCAGGCCACUCAUCCACCCUCUGAGGACAGGUUUCUUCAUGUCAUGGAGGAUGACAGCAUGGAUGAAAAACCACUGAAAAUGAGAGGGAGGGACUCUUCUGAGAGGAAGCGGAAACGAAAACUGGAGAGAGCAGAGCAGUUCUUUGGAGACAUGAAGCAGAAAUCUAAAGAGCUGAAAAAGCUGGAAAAACCCAAGAAGAAGAAGCUGAAACUCACCAUGGACAAGACAAAAGAGCUGAACAAGCUGGCAAAGAAACUGGCUAAGGAGGAGGAGCGGAAGAAGAAGCAGCGAGAGAAGGCAGUUGUGGCAAAGGUAGAACUGGCAAAGGAGAGCACAGAGAAAAAAAGAGAGAAGAAGGUUCUGGAUAUUCCUUCCAAGUAUGACUGGUCAGGAGCAGAGGAGUCGGAUGAUGAGAACGCUGUGUGUGCUGCUCAGAACUGCCAAAGGCCCUGCAAGGACAAAGUGGACUGGGUGCAGUGUGACGGGGGCUGCGAUGAGUGGUUCCACCAGGUGUGUGUCGGGGUCUCCCCAGAGAUGGCUGAGAAUGAGGAUUACAUCUGUAUAAACUGUGCAAAGAAACCCCUGCAGGGACCCAGCAGCCCUGCCCACGCCCCACCUCCUCCCUUCUUGUUGAGCUACAAACUACCAAUGGAAGAUCUCAAGGAGGCGAGUUAGCAGCUGCUCGAUGCCCUGAACUUGUGGGGAAAUGGACCACUGGAACCCUUCAGGAGGAGAGGGUUUGAAGCUGAUGUAGCCCCUGAGCUUCUCUUGCCAGGACGGACAGAUGUGCAGCGGAGUUGGCCCGUUCCUUACAGCUGGCUUCCUUGGGACAGCGGGAGCGCCUCUGGCACACAGACACUGCCUGCUCUGGCACACAGACACUGCCUGCUCUGGCACACAGACACCGCCUGCUCUGGCACACAGACACCCCCUGCUCUGGCACACAGACACCCCCUGCUCUGGCACACAGACACCCCCUGCUCUGGCACACAGACAC